Messenger RNA from Gordionus sp. m RMFG-2023, 1443 nucleotides. Its product is annotated as WD repeat and FYVE domain-containing protein 2-like. The record is from RefSeq and is a predicted model, not a curated record. NCBI's taxonomy places the organism in Eukaryota, Metazoa, Nematomorpha, Gordioida, Chordodea, Parachordodidae. The transcript is spliced from 12 exons. Gene Ontology annotation, cellular component: early endosome. Bases 46 to 1329 code for a protein of 427 amino acids. Gene Ontology annotation, molecular function: metal ion binding; protein binding.
UGUUUCGAUAUUUUGCAUAUUAUUAACCAAUGUAAAUUCCAAACUAUGUCAAAUAAAGAUGAUUAUUUUAAUUUAAAAUUUAAUCUGAUACUUGAAUCAAAAAUUUGUAGGAUACUCGAAUAUGUAAGAUUUAUAAAAAUUAUAUCUGGGGGAUUAGUUGGUAUUGGUGAUGAUAACUAUAUACGAGUUUGGGGUGAAUAUGAUAAACAAUCAGAGCAAUUCAAACUUCUUCUUUGCCAAUCAGUAUUAUCUCAAAUAUCUUCAUUUGAAUUUUAUGAUUCAGCAUAUAAAUGUUUUAUUGGUCUAUCUAUGGGACUUGUUGCAGAAUACAAAUUAUCCCAAAAUAUGACAAAUCUAACCCACAUUAGAAAUUAUAAUGGACAUAAAUCAGCAAUAUUAUGCAUAUUUUAUUCAGCAAUGAAUAAUAUACUAUUAACAGGAGGGCAAGAUAAAAUUUUAUUUUGGCAUAAUACUACUACUGGAUUAACACUUGGAAGCAUAAUAAACCACAAAAUUAUAACUGCUUUAGAUUUUGACUCUGCAGCUAAAUUGAUAUUUAUAGGUGACUCAGGUGGAGAUAUCCAUUUGAUUAAAAUUGAAGAUUUACAUGGUUACAAACCUUUGACUGUUUUAAAAGAGCAUACAAGUGAGGUAACACAAAUCACUUGGGAUCCUAUUCGUAUGAAACUAUAUUCGGGUAGUAACGAAGGAAUUAUUCUUAUAUGGGACAUAGGGGGAAACAACGGGAAAAUAAUACAACUCGAGGGACACACGCAGAAAAUUAGCAAAAUUAUUGUUUCUUCUAAAGGCAAUUAUUGUUUGUCUUCUAGUAUGGAUGGAAACAUCAUAGCCUGGAAUAUGACGGUUCCUCGUAAAGAGCCGGUAUCUUGGCGUGAAAACGAUUUUUGCGAAAAUUGUAAAAUACCCUUUUUUUGGAAUUUCAAAUCCAUGAUCGAGGGGAAAAUUAUCGGAGUUAGACAGCAUCAUUGCAGGCAAUGUGGUAGGGCUUUAUGCAACGAUUGCUGCAAUGAAUUGACUAUAUUACCACAUCUAGGCUAUGAAAUACCUGUUAGGGUUUGUAGCUCAUGUUUCACGCAUUCCAAUCUUCCUCAAACAUCAAUAUCCGAUAUAAAUAUAGGAAAAAAUGAAAUUGUCAAUGGAUCCAUCAGUGGUAUUUCAUCUUUGAGCCAAAAUAUAGUCUCUAAAGAUAUUAAAUGGUCUCAUUCUUUUAACACGCAUCACCCUCUCCUCGCCAUGGAUAUGAAUGAAGGUUUGAAGAUCUUGGUGACUUCUGGUGGAGAUAAAAUAAUUAAAGUACCGAUGAUAUGACGUGGCGAUGACAUGACGUAGUGAUGACAUAGUGAGGACAUCGGGAAAUUAUAAUAUGGAUGGAUAUUGUUCUAUUUUAAAAAAAUUUUAGAAGUAGAAAGACUUUUGUAUAAA